AUGAAAUUCGGGGCCAAAGGCAGCACGCCAGGAUUAUAUACUUCAAGCAGCGGCUCUUCCGUAACCACUGAACACCCCUCCACGGCUCUCAAAACGGAGCCAUGGCGUCCUUCCGAUUCACCGGAGUCCACGUCCCAGGAAUUACCAUCGGGUCAGGCUGGAAUCCAUGAAGUGUCUCACGUCAAGAAUGAAGAACGCCACUCACUGUCGGAUACCAUCGACUCCAACAAUGUCGACGGUGGAGAUGCCCAACUCAGCCAUACCAAGUCCCGCGUGAGCGUUGCUCCUGAUGGUACCAUUUAUCCAGAAGGCGGGCUCCGUGCCUGGCUCGUCGUCUUUGGGUCUUUCUGUGGUCUCGUAGCCGCACUUGGCUUGAUGAACACAAUUGGAGUCUAUCAAGCGUACUGGCAGGAAAAUCAGCUUUCAGACAAGAGCGAGUCAACGAUCGGAUGGGUAAUCUCCAUUUACGUGUUUCUCUCCUUCGGCGGAGGACUCAUCGUAGGACCUGUCUUUGAUGUGUACGGCCCUCGUUGGCUCCUGGCUGGCGGCACGGUCCUCCUAAUGUUGUGUAUAUUCCUGCUGGGUGUCUGCACCCAGUAUUGGCACUUUGUCAUCGUUUUUGGCAUCCUUGGUGGCACGGGCACGUCGCUCAUCUUCACCCCUACAAUCUCUGCCAUAGGACACUUCUUCUAUGUUAAAAGAGGCACAGCGACUGGAAUGGCGGCAGCCGGAGGAGCAGUGGGCGGUGUCAUCUUCCCGUUGAUGCUGCAGAGCCUUUUUGACCGCGGAGUCGGAUUUGGAUGGGCCACUCGCAUUCAAGGCUUCAUAUUUCUUGGCCUGCUCAUCGUCUCGAACCUGCUUGUGCGAUCCCGACUGCCGCCGAAGCCGGGACAGUCAAUUCUUCCCGAUUUUCGCAUCUUUAGAUACAAGGACUUUGCGCUGGUCACAGUCGGAUCUUUCUUCAUGGAAUGGGGAUUAUUUGCGCCCAUCUCGUACGUCACAGCCUAUGCUCUCAGCACCAAUGGAGCCGUCAGCACGACCUUUGCCUAUCAGAUCAUUGCGAUCCUCAACGCAUUCUCCGUGCUAGGUAGAUGGCUGCCGGGCUACUUUGCCGACAAGAUUGGUCGCUACAAUUGUAUGCUUGCCGCUCUGAUCAUCUGCAUGCUAUCCGUCUUGGGACUGUGGCUCCCGGCAGCCGUGCUCUCUAGUCGAGCAGACCACGAGGCGAACAACAACACGAUCUUCGGCUUGCUGGUCACCUUUUGCAUCCUCUUCGGAUUCGGUUCUGGGAGUAAUAUCAGCCUGACGCCUGUUUGUGUCGGUAUGCUCUGCGAUACUGAGGAGUAUGGGAGGUACUACGCCACUUGCUACACCAUGGUUGCGAUCGGGACCUUGACUGGUAUUCCAAUCGCUGGAGCAUUGAUCGAAGCUUGUGAUGGAGCGUACUGGGGCGUCGCUACGUUUACUGGAGUUUGCUACAUGGUGUCGUUUGUGGCGUACGCCGCGGUGCGAGUCAUGAAGGUCGGCGUCGGCUUGRAAGCAGUGUACUGA
This is a messenger RNA of Ramularia collo-cygni, 1551 nucleotides long. Its product is annotated as related to monocarboxylate transporter. Gene Ontology annotation, biological process: transmembrane transport. The transcript has 3 exons. Gene Ontology annotation, molecular function: transmembrane transporter activity. NCBI's taxonomy places the organism in Eukaryota, Fungi, Ascomycota, Dothideomycetes, Mycosphaerellales, Mycosphaerellaceae. The record is from RefSeq and is a predicted model, not a curated record. Gene Ontology annotation, cellular component: fungal-type vacuole membrane. The coding region runs from base 1 to 1551 and encodes 516 amino acids.